AGCUCCGUGGUGUCUUGACUUGUUGGUUAGCUUCUCUCACGCUGUUCUUCAUGUCUAUUUCUUGCUCAGCCUUCCAAUUCUGAUUCAUUGCUCGGGCGUGUCCUAUAGUGGUAAGACAGAGUCAACCAUGGACAGAGAGUCGGAAAAGGAACUUAGGCUUGCUGCACUUCGUAGAAGAAUGGGAAGAAUGUGGUCUGAAGAUGUUAUAGUCAGAGUGCACGAGAAAAUUCCUGAGGAGAAAUUGCGAGAAUUCAACCUUACCUCGUUGGGGAAACUACACUCAAGACCUAAUGUUAACUUCCAAGCAUUCCUACUGACCAUGAAAAGGGAAUGGAAAACAGAGAACGUGGUUUGUGACCAAAUGGAACCAGGCUUAUUCUCGUUCACAUUUAGCUCGGAUUUGGAGAAGAGAAAAGUACUGGAAGCUAGCCCGUGGUCUUUUUCAAAUAACUUGCUUAUCCUCCAACAACUAAACCCUAAGCUGCCAAUCCACUGUCAUGAAUUCACUCAUUGUGCCUUUUGGAUGCAAGUGCUUGGCUUGCCUCUAAUUCGAAUUACUGAGAACGCGCUGCUUGAAGUGGCAUCAAUAAUGGGUAAAAUUCUGGAGGUGAAGAUAGAACCGAAAGGGGGCAGCGUGUGCAAAGUUGGAAGGGCUCGAGUGCUUAUGGAAUUAUCAUGCCCUUUAAAAUCAGGGGCUGUGGUGAACUUCGAAGAUGAUCAAUUUUGGGUCGAUUUUAAGUAUGAACGACUCCUCAUUAUUGCUACUCAUGUGGGAGAUUGGCCACUACAUGACUAGCUGUGAGGAAGUGCCCUACAAAGAAGCCGGGUUGGAGGAGAUUGGUGAUGGAAAUUUUGGCGAUUGGUUGAAAGCCGAAGAGCACAAGACAAGCCCCUUUUGGAAACUUUUUUAUGGGAAGGAAUGUCCGAUGCCAGAGGAGGAAGUACUUAUUCCCGAGACACCAGCACAGGCCGGCAUUUUGGAGGACUUGGCUCCCACCGAAAUUGAUAACCCGCAAGGGGUGAGGCAUGGAAUUAUAAAGCUCGGGGAGUCAUCUGAGCAGAAGGGCAAAGGCUUGGCCGAUGUAGGAAUGACAGCAAAAGGUAAGAGAACUAAAGGUACGCCACGCCUGAUCUUAGACAGAGCAUGGACGGAGUCUCUCCCCAAGGGCCCCGCCGCUUCAUUUAAGAAGAGUAGGAAGGAUCAAAAGACUUCUGUUAAGCCCUUACAAAAUGGAAAAAGAGAAAUCCCAGUAAGCAGGAACGGUGGUGGUGAUCAAUACCGCUUUCCGUUGGUGGCUGUUCGGAAGGCCACGAACGACUUUGAUGAGAGCCAGGUCAUUGGUACAGGUGGUUUUGGAAAAGUGUACUGGGGAGAAUUAAAUGAUGGAACAAGAGUAGCUGUUAAGAGGGGUAGUCCUCAGUCCCAACAGGGAUUUGCAGAGUUCCAAACUGAAAUCCAGAUCCUUUCACUGUUCCGUCACCGCCAUCUGGUUUCUUUGAUCGGGUAUUGUGAUGAAAAGGGUGAGAUGAUUUUGAUUUAUGACUACAUGGCGAAUGGCACGCUUAGUAGCCAUCUUUAUGGCUCUCGCCGUCGGAGCCUGAGCUGGAAGCAGAGGCUUGAGAUAUGCAUUGGUGCUGCUAGAGGGCUCCAAUGCCUUCACGCUGGCAAUGAAAUAACUGUCAUCCAUCGCGAUGUGAAGUCUACAAAUAUUUUGCUUGAUGAGAACCUCAUGGCAAAGAUUGCUGAUUUAGGGAUUUGCAAGGGAGGGCCGGGAAUUGAUCAGACCCAUUUCACUACAUCAGUGAGAGGGACUUUUGGAUACCUCGAUCCGAAUUACUUCCUUACGUCUCAAGUAACACAAAAAUCUGAUGUGUAUGCAUUUGGGGUGGUUUUACUUGAAGUCCUUUGCGCAAGACCCCCUGUUGAUCCGUCACUCCCCGAGGAGAAGAAGAACCUGGCGGCAUGGGCAAUGAAGAUGCAAAAGAAAGGGCAGUUGGAUCAGAUCAUAGACCCUACUCUUGUGGGUAAAAUCAGACCUCGAUUCUCUUCGGGAGUUUGUGGCAACGGCUGAGAAAUGCUUGGCCGACCGUGGGGUUGAUCGGAUUUCUAUGGGAGAUGUGCUUUGGAGACUGGAAUAUGCCCUUCGACUUCAAUAUGCGGUUGUGCAAUGGGACCCUGAAGAAAUAGUGGUAACAUGAUUGGUGGGUGAUUCAUCAACA
Molecule: messenger RNA, 2220 nt
Organism: Eucalyptus grandis
Lineage: Eukaryota; Viridiplantae; Streptophyta; Magnoliopsida; Myrtales; Myrtaceae
Product: probable receptor-like protein kinase At5g59700
Exons: 1
Coding region: 714-2072 (452 amino acids)
Biological process (GO): protein autophosphorylation
Cellular component (GO): plasma membrane; plasmodesma
Molecular function (GO): ATP binding; transmembrane receptor protein tyrosine kinase activity
Source: RefSeq, a predicted model, not a curated record